AUGCUCAAACAAAAAUAUGAAGUCUUCGAUGAAUUCAAGAGGUUCAAGACAUUGGCUGAGGUAAAGAAAAAUACAAAGCUCAAGUGUCUUCGAUCAAGCAGAGGAGGAGAGUUUGUUUUUGACAAAUUGAAUAGUUUUUGUGUUUCACAAGAUAUUAAAUGGCAAUUGACUGCCCCCUACUUACCUCAGCAUAACGAAAUUGUGGAGAGAAAGAACAAGAUAAUUAUUUCUCUAGUUAGAAGCAUGCUAAAAGAGAAAAAAAUACUCUAAGAAUUGUGGGGAGAGGUUGUAAACACAUCGGUAUAUCUCUUAAAUUGGUCUUCCAUUAAUAGUUUGUAGGGGUUGACUCUAUGUGAGAAGUGGACGGAGAGAAAAUCUUAUAUUGGCCAUUUAUGUGUCUUUGGUUCAAUUGUGCAUGUGAAAUGCACUAGAGGACCACUAAAGAAGUUGGAAGAUCAAAGUCAACCUAUGGUCUUCAUCGAGUACCAAGUUAGCUCAAAGGCUUAUCGUUGUUUAGACCCAAUUAACGGCACAAUUCAUAUUAGCUGCGAUGCUAUUUUUGAAGAAAAUGACAAGUGAAAUUAGGAAAAAAUAUGUGAAAAGAGGCUUGAACUUACGUUUUUUCUUAAUCUUCCUCAUGAAUAGAGUAUGGAGGAGCCAUUUGACUCUAAAGAUGAAGACAAAAUAGAGCAAUUUGAGACUCAAGGUGAAACACCGGUCACUCACAUUGAGUCUGAAGAAAGUGAGCCAUUAAAGUUCAAAUCUAUUGAUCAAAUCUACACCAAAAUAAGUUCAAUGUCAACUAUGGAUGAAAAUUGCAUGCUCUCACUUGAAGAACCAACCAUUUACACAGAAACAACUUGAGAUGACUCAUAAAGAAGAGCUAUGAGAGAUGAAAUGGAGGCAAUUGACAGUAGUGAAACUUGGGAGCUUCUAGCUCCACCUAAUUGCAAGCCAAUUUGACUUAAAUGGAUAUUUAAGCUCAAGAAGAUGGCACAAGGAGCUAUUGUAAGGCACAAAGCCUGACUAGUUGUGAAGGGCUACUCAUAGAGACAGGGGAUAGACUAUGAUGAAGUCUUUGCUCCUGUAGUGAGAUUUGUCUAUAUGUGUCCCCAUUGCAAUUGCUGCUCAAAGAGGUUAGACUUAUCUCAAUGUUAAGUCUGCCUUCUUAAAUGGAGAUGUAGAGGAGGAGCUCCAUGUGAAGCAACCUGAAGGUUUUAUUGUGAAGGGCAGAAAGUAAUUUGUGAUGAAGUUAAAGAAGGCUCUUUAUGGGCUCAGGUAGCCCCCUUGUGCUUGGUACUUCAAGUGAGUGACACUUGAUUGUGGGAGUAUAUGUGGAUGACUUGAUUGUCACUGAAUUCCUAUUACGGAAGUGAUCUUCGAUCAAUGAGUUCCUAUUUAGGAAUUGAAAUUAGUCAAGGCACUAACUACAUCUGCCUCAGCCAAAGUGGGUAUGCACACCGAAUUCUUGAGCUCAGAGGACUUCUAACUUGCAAUCCCUCUUAGACACUUCUUGAAGUUUGAGUCAAAUUCAGCAAGCAAGGAAAUAGCACUUGUGCAGAUCCCACCAAAUUCUAGAGCAUCAUCAGGAGUUUUCAGUAUUUGACUCACACACAAAUCGAAUUUAAUGUUCUCAGUGGGCUUGUUGAGCAGAUUCAUAGAGAAUCUCGCCUCGGAACAUCUCAUGGCUUCUAAGAGGAUUCUCAAAUACAUCAAGGGAACAAUUGACUAUGGCCUAAUCUACGUGAAGGAUCAAAUGAAGGAUUCAUUCAUUGGCUAUAGCGACAAUGACUUUGCUGGUGAUGUUGAUGAUCGAAGAUGUACUUCAGGGCAAGUUUUCCUCUUGGGAACAUCCAUCAUCAAUUAGGCCUCAUAGAAGCAGAAGGUAGUGGCUUUGUCCUCGUGUGAAGCCAAGUACAUAGCUGCCACAUCAGCCGCAUGUCAAGGUAUUUGGUUGAAUCAGCUCAUCGGUGAGUUAAGAAGAACUGAAGAGAGGCCUAUGAAAUUGUUUGUAGACAAUAAGUCUGCAAUCACUAUGAGCAAGAAUCAAGUGCACCACAGUGGAAUAUGUGUGGAGGAGAAGAAGGUUGAAGUGGAAUAUGUACGAACAGAAGAUUAGAUGGUCAAUAUCUUGACCAAAUCGUUGGGAAGACUGAAGCUUCUAGAGAUGCGACAACGGUUAGGUGUUCAGAGCAUUUGCACGGAGGAGCAAGAGCAAGGAGGAGAUUGAAGGCUUAGCUCUAACUCCGCCGUCACUCGUCGUGGCUUGCCAUCUCUGGCGAGCUCUCUGAUGAAGACAAAUUUGGGUGUAGUUUAAUCACAGCAGCACAUCGCUUGGAGUUAUAA
Spirodela intermedia is the source of this 2346-nucleotide messenger RNA. Lineage: Eukaryota; Viridiplantae; Streptophyta; Magnoliopsida; Alismatales; Araceae. The record is from the annotation of a GenBank genome assembly.